AACGUAAAUUAAGAAUAUGAAAUUCGAUAUUAAUUUUAAACACGGUAAUAUGUAACUUAAAUUAUUCAAGUAUUGCACUUGUUUCCGGAAAUCAAAGCAGUCGCAUGCAACUGUCAAUGGCGUAAACUGGAGAACUUCAAAACUGUCCAUCAUACACGAUCAAAAUGGUUGAUGAAAAUAAUACGUUCGGUUUUGAGCUUAUGCAAUCGAUAUAUGAUAAUCAGAUAGCGAAAAAAGAGGAUGUUUUAAUAUUAUUUGUUCACUGGUAUCUGAUAAAACAUGGAUUCAGAUGUCUCGGGCUUGGUGAUUCAAAAGCAUUUAAUGAUUCAGAGAAAGGCUGCGAAUUAUUGCCAGAAGGAUGGAAUACACGUCCAAAUUACACAUUUCGUUAUAUAAACAAUAAAAAAUUAUAUAUAUUGCAUGGUAUAAAAUCUGAUGAGGAUCUGCUUAUAAAUCUAUUGAAGGUUGAUGAUCAACAUGUAUCCAGUGCACAGUUUCCGAUAAAUCAAAUUGUAAAUAAUCUUCAUGGACCAUUGGAAUCUUUAAUAUCUUCCUAUCAAAGCGUCAUAAAUAUAAUUCAAAAGGAACUUAUUGAUCCUGUGCUUCCUAAUAACACUGCAGAGGGUUCUACUCAGACAACAUCAGUAUGGAGAGAACCACGCAGUACUGAUUCUUACAGUACUCCUGAUCCUUUAAGGGUAGGACCAGGGGGGUCACGUCCUUCAUCUGUACCUGGUUUACGGGAUCCUGCUACGGAUCCUUUGAACGUAGGAUCUGCCGAUUUAAAUCCAUUCGCUCGUGGGGGCGGUGGCAUGAUCUAUGAUCCAUUUCCACCGCUUCGUAAUCCGGUUAUUCCACGAAGACCGGCUUUAGGAGUUCCUGGAAGACUGCCACCAGGAGCAGUUCCUCCUCAUGCAAGGUUCGAUCCUUUUGGUCCUCCUGAUAUUGAACAACCCAGACCACGACAGGAUCCAGACAAUGAUCAUUUACCUCCUCCCGGAUACGAUGACAUGUUCAUGUAAAACUAAAACAAUGUACUGACAGGAAAUAUAUAUAUAUCAGUUUAAGGUGUAGUUUUGUACACAACUAUCGAUCUUUAUCUAAUUUUGUAUAAAAAAAAAAAAAAAACAGAAAACAA
Osmia lignaria (orchard mason bee) is the source of this 1138-nucleotide messenger RNA. RefSeq names its product Proteasome inhibitor 31 kDa (gene PI31). Gene Ontology annotation, molecular function: proteasome binding; endopeptidase inhibitor activity. Gene Ontology annotation, biological process: proteasome-mediated ubiquitin-dependent protein catabolic process. The record is from RefSeq and is a predicted model, not a curated record. Lineage: Eukaryota; Metazoa; Arthropoda; Insecta; Hymenoptera; Megachilidae.